Messenger RNA from Neoarthrinium moseri, 2025 nucleotides. RefSeq lists its product as uncharacterized. Gene Ontology annotation, biological process: proteolysis. Lineage: Eukaryota; Fungi; Ascomycota; Sordariomycetes; Amphisphaeriales; Apiosporaceae. The transcript is spliced from 3 exons. Gene Ontology annotation, molecular function: serine-type peptidase activity. The record is from RefSeq and is a predicted model, not a curated record. Bases 1 to 2025 code for a protein of 674 amino acids.
AUGGUCUUGAAAGCCUUGUCGACAAAGUCGGGCGACGGACAGGUGCCAGACGCUGAGAAUGGCGCGCCAAAGACGACUGCUCCAUUUGGACUGUGGGAAAGCGAGAUUAGCAAGGAUGCCGUCUUCAGCAAUAGCUGGUCGAUGAUGUCCCCGAGGGUUUGCAGGAGAACGGGGCGGGCAUUCUUCUGCGAGGCGCGGUCCGAUGGCAAGACCCACCUGAUGGAAGUUCGAGACGGAGAGUGUAUCGACGUUCUUCCAGCGGGCUUCAGUGCUCAGAGUCGUGUAUACGAGUACGGUGGCAGUCCAUACGCAACUUUACCAGAGGGCCAAAUCCUCUUCACCAACUUCGCAGAUAACUCAUUGAACAUUCUUCGUCUAGAAUCCGGCUCCUCUGAACCCCUUGCGCAGAGUGCCACUCUGCGUUAUGCUGAUUUCGACGUCCACCCUGGCGAUGAGCCGUGGGUGCUGGCCGUUCAAGAAGAUCAUGAGUUCGAUAUUCCUGACAAGGUCAGAAACUAUGUUGUCGCAAUCAACUUCAAGACCGGAGACAUCAAGAGAUUAGUCGAAGGAGCAGACUUCUAUAUGUUUCCAGGCUUCUCUUCCGACGGCAAGAAGAUCUGCUGGGCCGAAUGGGACUUUCCUGGCAUGCCUUGGGCCGGUGUGCGUCUAUUCUGGGCCGACUGGUCAGACGGAGGUAUCAAGGCUGAGACCAUCGAGCUCGUGGCCGGCAGCACCGAGGCGACGGUGACAGAGCCAAGAUGGGGUCCUGAUGGAUAUCUAUACUUCGCGCUAGAGGCGACCAACUACUAUCAACUCUACCGUCGGGGACCUGAUGAGGCGGCAGCCAAAUUGAUCGAUUUACCUGGCUUGAGAAACGUUGAAUUCGGAAGUGCCAAGAUGGCUUGCGGAAGUCACACGUAUGCGAUACUCUCGAGCAACAGACUCGUGGCCGCCUGUACAGACGGUGGCUCAGAUAGAUUCAUCUCGGUAGACCUCGAUACCUUUGAGCUGACGGAGCUGUCAUUGCCGUUCUCAACCGUACAUUUCGAUGGCAUUGAGCGGGUCUCAGAAGAUUCGUUCCUGUUGAUUGCGGAUAGUUCAACCCGGCCGCAAGUUGUUUGCAAGGUUCAGCUCACAGCUGAUGGCGCACAGCAUGUAGUUCUGCGCGACUCCACGGACCAGCAACUCCCAAGCUCCGUGUUUUCCGUUCCCGAGGCUAUUCGAUUUCCGGCGAAGAAGGGACUCAAGCGUGAUGUUCAUGGAUUCUUCUGGCCUCCUCAUAAUCCUCGCUACCAGGGUCCUGAUGGCGAGAAGCCGCCGUUGAUCAUCCAAUCCCAUGGAGGCCCUACUGGCCAUACACCACCCGCCCUUAUGCUCUCGUUGCAGUACUGGAAUGCGCGGGGAUACGCGACAUUCGCAAUAAACUACACUGGCUCCGACGGGUAUGGGAAAGAGUAUCGGGAGAUGCUCAAUGGCCGAUGGGGUGUCAUUGACGUCGACGACGUUGCCGAGUGCGUCCAGUAUCUCGCCGAAACAGGUCGCGUUGAUGGUUCCAGAAUUGGCAUCAGAGGUGGAAGCGCCGGCGGCUACAGCGUGCUACAAGCGCUCUGCUGCUACCCAGAGAUCUUUGCCGGGGGGGUAUGCCUCUUCGGAAUCAGCGAGGUGAGGCUGCUUCUUGAAACAACACACAAGAUGGAAUCACGCUACGUCGACAUGCUUAUGUUCACGAACGAUAUGACUGAGGAGGAUAAAAGGAAAGUAAUGAAAGAACGCUCCCCUGUCUACCAUGCCGGAAAUAUUACCGCGCCGCUUCUUAUCCUGCAUGGCGAAGAAGACAAGGUUGUACCUAUCUCGCAGGCCUACACUAUGUAUGAUGAUAUCAAGAGACGAGGAGGUCAGGUUAAGCUGGUUAAGUUCCCAGGGGAAGGCCACGGGUUUCGGAAUGGCGCCAAUCGGUUGCUGUCACAGGAAGAGGAAGAAGCUUGGUGGAAGAAAACGUUGGUAAAGGCAAGAGUCCACGCAUAG